Molecule: messenger RNA, 645 nt
Organism: Nymphaea colorata (pocket water lily)
Lineage: Eukaryota; Viridiplantae; Streptophyta; Magnoliopsida; Nymphaeales; Nymphaeaceae
Product: decarboxylase iboD-like
Exons: 2
Coding region: 1-645 (214 amino acids)
Biological process (GO): phosphatidylethanolamine biosynthetic process
Cellular component (GO): mitochondrion
Molecular function (GO): phosphatidylserine decarboxylase activity
Source: RefSeq, a predicted model, not a curated record
AUGACGCUAGGGGGGAAGAGCGGGGACGACGUGCUGCGGCUGAUAAACUCGGCCUGCCAGAGCCCGCCCUGCUUCUCGCUGCACCCGCUGGUCGGCUUCCCCAUCAACGCCAUCUUCGUGGAGUUCAUGCAGACGCAGAACGGCAGGGCCUUCUUCGCCGACCGCGAAGUCAACGCCGCCCUCAAGCCCGUCCUCGACGACUACAACCGCAUGCUCCAGUCCCCCGCCUCCCUCGCCUUCAUGACGCCGACUCGCCCAGCGGCUGGCUCUGAAGUUCAGGCCGGGGGCGAGGGCGGUCGGAGCGGGGUCCCCGAGGGCGUACCGAGGGAGAACACCAUCGUCAGCUCCUGCGAGUCCACGCCCCUGCUGAGUCCCCUGCAGCCGCAGACCAACGUGCGGAAGACCGACCGCUUCUGGCUCAAGGACCAAGUCUACUCGCUGGCGGACAUGUUCGGGGCGGACAGGGAGGACCUGGCCUCCCUCUUCGAAGGCGGGACCGUCUACCAGGCCUUCCUGAGCGCCCUCUUCUACCACCGCUGGCACUCGCCCGUCGACGGGGUGGUCGAGGACGUCUACGACAUCGCCGGCACCUACUACCUCGACCAGUCCGAGGCCCUCCCCUACGACGAGGCCUCCCCGACAUGA